AUGAACUAUUAUAAUAAUUAUAACGUUAUAAUUGUGUAAUUGUUGGGGCUACCGUUUUAAUUGCAUAUUCAAAAAGUCGAUCUGAGUGGAAAAAAAUAGAUUAAUUUAGAAUUAUAAUUAAUUUGGAGGUUAGAAAUUGGAGCCUAUCUACAGAAAAAAAAAUGCAUAUUUUGGAAAUCGGCGGUAGUCAUUGGAAGGAUGGAUCACAUCAAUGCAGAUAUUGUGGUAAAUCGUUUAAUAAUUUGGAAGAGUUGCAAGAUCAUAUAAAUCGUGAACAUAAACGUUUGGACGAUUCUUAUUCAGAUAGAUUGUAUAACAAAGAUUUCUUCCAUUUUAACCUGCAAGGCUUUCUGUUUAAGUUUUAUUCAAAAAUAAUUUCUGCAAAACCUGAAAUCGAUUUCCAAAUAUCAGUGGAAGAAAGUGGUGUUGACGAGAGAGGUUUUAAAAAUUCAGAACAAUUUGAACGUAAAAAUAAAAUGGUACUUGAAUUUUUGAAGAGUAAAAAUCAGAAGAAAAAAAAUGUUGAAGAUCCACCAGAAAAUUUGCAAUUUUGUUCGGAAAGUAUGGACAAAAAUUUUAUUCCAUCAAAGACUCAGAUUAAUUAAGAAAAUUCAAAGGAUCUCUUGUUCUACAAAAUCUAAUAGUUAAGAGCAGAUGAUGAUCACUUUUCUAUCGAAAUCAAAAUUUUCUUUAUAUUUAAUUAUAUUAUAAAACAUUUCCUAAAUUGUAAUUUCCAAAGUUAGAACAUUAAAAUAUUUGAAGUAAUAAAAUGAUUUUA
Molecule: messenger RNA, 778 nt
Organism: Centruroides sculpturatus (bark scorpion)
Lineage: Eukaryota; Metazoa; Arthropoda; Arachnida; Scorpiones; Buthidae
Exons: 2
Coding region: 162-605 (147 amino acids)
Source: RefSeq, a predicted model, not a curated record